AUGUCUAUUCAAAAUGCGCCUGUCAGAGCGGCUCAAUGGCUCGGUCGCGAACUCGGCCUCGCCACUAUGAAACAAGCCGGAAAAGAUGUCUACAUCAUCAUCCUGGCGCGUUACAUUCGCCUGUUUGCGUAUGGCAGCGUCGCACUCAUCCUAGCACUUUUCUUCCAAGAGCAAGGCUUUUCGGAUGAACAGAUUGGACUGUUCAUGUCAUUGACGCUGCUGGGAGAUGUAGUGAUUAGUCUUCUCCUUACUCUCAUUGCCGAUACGCUUGGUAGACGUCGCACGCUAUUACUAGGAGCGGUGUCUAUGGCAAUAUCCGGCGCCGUUUUUGCCACAACGAGUAACUAUAUUGCUUUGCUUCUCGCAGCUAUCAUCGGUGUUAUCAGUCCGAGUGGAAACGAGAUCGGGCCGUUCAGAGCGGUUGAAGAGUCGACGUUAGCGCAUCUGGUGGCCGAGGACAAGAGAUCAGAUGUGUAUACCUGGUACGUUGUCUUGGCCGUACUGGGCACGUCGACGGGGUUGGCUGUUGGUGGUGUGGCCGUCGACAGCUUGCAGGCUACCGAGGGUUGGACAGAUCUGGACGCAUACCGCGCGAUCUUCUGGAUCUACACGGGUGUUGGUUGUGUCAAGGCUCUGAUGACACUCUUCUUGAGCCAGAAGUGCGAACACAAUGACUGGAACGACGAACGCAAGAAGACUGUUGCAUCGGCCGAGACCGAGCCAUUGUUGAACGGCAAUGAGACGGAGAAUGCGGAUACUCCGGCGCGGGAAGCAGCGCCCAAAGAGACUAAGAAGUUCUGGCAUUCUAUCAGCAAGAUUUCGAAGUCCAGCCGCGUCGUUCUCAUCAAGCUUUGCAGCUUGUUCUUCCUGGAUUCCUUGGGUUCCGGCAUGGUUCCGUUUAGUUUGAUCAACUAUUACAUGGAACGUAAGUUCGAUCUGCCAAAGGGAAAGUUAGGCGGCAUCAUGUCUGCAACGUGGUUCGUAUCGACACUCGGUAACGUCUUCGCCUCAAGCUUAGCAAAACGUCUUGGUUUGAUUCAAGCCAUGGUGUUCACUCACCUUCCCUCUUCAAUCUUCCUCGCGCUACUUCCGGUUCCAUCAGGACUUGGCCUGACUAUAUGUCUCCUUGUUGGCCGCUCAGUGCUCAACUCUAUGGACCAAGCGCCCCGAUCAGCCUUCCUUUCCAUCGUCGUCUUACCGGGAGAACGAACGGCUGUUAUGGGCGUGGUCAAUAUACUCAAAACGCUGUCUCAGAGUAGUGGACCAAGUGUUACUGGUGUACUUGCUGGGAACAAUCAUUUCUGGGUCGCAUUUGUUGCAGCAGGUAGCUUGAAAGCGACAUAUGAUUUGUUACUACUCGCGUUCUUCGGCGGGAGGGUACAGCCACGGAAGGAGGAACUUGAAGCAGUUAGAGUUCUAGAAGAGGACGAUGUCGUUGAGGAGCCUGUGAAUAUACAGAGGGCGGCUUGA
Alternaria atra is the source of this 1470-nucleotide messenger RNA. RefSeq lists its product as uncharacterized. The transcript is spliced from 2 exons. The record is from RefSeq and is a predicted model, not a curated record. Gene Ontology annotation, biological process: transmembrane transport. NCBI's taxonomy places the organism in Eukaryota, Fungi, Ascomycota, Dothideomycetes, Pleosporales, Pleosporaceae. Gene Ontology annotation, cellular component: fungal-type vacuole membrane. Gene Ontology annotation, molecular function: transmembrane transporter activity. The coding region runs from base 1 to 1470 and encodes 489 amino acids.